CGCGGAGUCCCGGCUUUGUCCCCUGGCUCAGAGACUGAGGGACCCGCCCGCGGGGCAACAUGGCAGCGGUGUUGAGGCGAAGCUGCGGGCUCCUGAGAAGUAUUUCUCGUUUUGACUGGAGAUCACAACAUACAAAAGCUGCCCUACAACGUGAACGAGGAUUGGGAUUUAGUUUUGAGUUAACUGAACAGCAGAAAGAAUUUCAAGCUACUGCUCGUAAAUUUGCCAGGGAGGAGAUAAUCCCGGUUGCUGCAGAAUAUGAUAAAACUGGCGAGUACCCUGUACCCCUAAUUAAAAGAGCCUGGGAACUUGGUUUAAUGAAUACACACAUUCCAGAGAGUUGUGGAGGUCUUGGACUUGGAAUUUUUGAUGCCUGUUUAAUUACUGAAGAAUUGGCUUAUGGAUGUACAGGGAUUCAGACUGCUAUUGAAGGAAAUUCUCUGGGGCAAGCGCCUGUUAUUAUUGCUGGAAAUGACCAACAACAAAAGAAGUAUUUGGGGAGGAUGACCGAGGAGCCAAUCAUGUGUGCCUACUGUGUAACAGAACCUGGAGCAGGAUCUGAUGUAGCUGGUAUAAAGACCAAAGCAGAAAAGAAAGGAGAUGAGUAUAUUAUUAAUGGUCAGAAGAUGUGGAUAACCAAUGGAGGAAAAGCUAAUUGGUACUUUUUAUUGGCUCGUACUGACCCGGAUCCUAAGGCUCCUCCGAAUAAAGCCUUUACUGGAUUUAUUGUGGAAGCAGAUACUCCAGGAGUGCAGAUUGGAAGAAAGGAGUUAAAUAUGGGCCAGCGAUGUUCAGAUACAAGAGGAAUUGUCUUUGAAGAUGUGAAAGUGCCUAAAGAAAAUGUUUUACUUGGUGAGGGAGCUGGUUUCAAAAUUGCAAUGGGAGCUUUUGAUAAAACCAGACCUCCAGUAGCAGCUGGUGCUGUGGGACUAGCACAGAGAGCUUUGGAUGAAGCUACCAAGUAUGCCCUGGAGAGGAAAACUUUUGGAAAGCUACUUGUAGAGCACCAAGGAAUAGCAUUUUUGCUGGCUGAAAUGGCAAUGAAAGUUGAACUAGCUAGACUGAGUUACCAGAGAGCAGCUUGGGAGAUUGAUUGUGGUCGCCGCAAUACCUAUUAUGCCUCUAUUGCAAAGGCAUUUGCUGGAGAUAUUGCAAAUCAGUUAGCUACUGAUGCUGUGCAGAUUUUCGGAGGCAAUGGAUUUAAUACAGAAUAUCCUGUAGAAAAACUAAUGAGGGAUGCCAAGAUCUUUCAGAUUUAUGAAGGUACAGCACAAAUUCAAAGGGUUAUUAUAGCCCGUGAACACAUUGGCAAGUAUAAAAAUUACUAAGAUUGCUAUAGAAACAUGAUUAAUUGUUGAGUAAUUAGAACAUGAUCCACUAUUUAAGCUCCACAAAAGAGAAAGGGCUCUAAGGUUUUUUUCAAGUGAAAAUUUAAAAUAAGUACUCUUACUCUAAACCUAUGCAACUGAUUCUAACAGUUUUCUACUUUUGUUUAACUUUAUGACUUGCCUUUUCUAAAAUAGUUUUGGUUUCAUUAAAAUUAA
Molecule: messenger RNA, 1544 nt
Organism: Diceros bicornis minor
Lineage: Eukaryota; Metazoa; Chordata; Mammalia; Perissodactyla; Rhinocerotidae
Gene: ACADM
Product: acyl-CoA dehydrogenase medium chain
Exons: 12
Coding region: 60-1328 (422 amino acids)
Biological process (GO): medium-chain fatty acid catabolic process; fatty acid beta-oxidation
Cellular component (GO): mitochondrion
Molecular function (GO): medium-chain fatty acyl-CoA dehydrogenase activity; flavin adenine dinucleotide binding
Source: RefSeq, a predicted model, not a curated record